AUAAAUCGGUGUCCUCAUUCUAUAUUUCCAGGUCCAGAUUUACUAGAUUUUCGCUAUGGAAGCUACUUAUUCAUCAUCAUCUUCUUCUUCUUCUUCGGCUUUACAAGGAACAGGAGGGUUCAAGCUGAUAUCACAGGGACAACACCCUUUUCAUGGAUCGCUUCAUUCGGUACGUAAGCCAUUGGCAAAGCCCUGGAAAAAGCCGAUUGCACCCUUGCCACCGACACCACCUAGAGUUUACCGGGUCGACCCCGUAAACUUCCGGGACUUGGUUCAAAAGCUCACCGGUGCACCUCAGUUCAUGUCUCAAUCCCAUCAAACGCGGUCGUCGUCGUCGGCUCAGCGUCUUCAAAGAAUAGCACCUUCUCCUCUUAAAAUCGCAGCAUCGUCAGUGUCGGAGGAACAAGUUUCUGCACCAUUGGAUCUCGCUUCGGGGUUCGAUCAUACUAAAUCCCAAAACCAGCAAUUUUCUGAUAAUGCAUCGAAUUCAUCAUUUGGUUUGAACUUGUCACCAUCUUCUUAUAACUGGUGUAAUUUCUCUAUUCUCAGUCCCGGAACCUUGUCCAGCUUGGACCUAAGCACUGUUCCAUAAAUAAGUAAGAUUUUUUUUUUGAAAAGGAAUAAAUAAGAAAGAUUAAAACUACAUUCUUUUGUUUGUAGAAGUUACAUGUAACCCUAGAAUAAUUAAUGAUGUACUCCAUCUGUCGAUGAUCAUUACAAUGUACGCUAAUAAUGGCCAUAACUGCAGUCAUUAAAUAAUAAUAAGCUUGCCCCACUUAAUUAAUAUUAAA
Messenger RNA from Gossypium arboreum, 791 nucleotides. RefSeq names its product VQ motif-containing protein 29. The transcript has a single exon. Bases 56 to 592 code for a protein of 178 amino acids. NCBI's taxonomy places the organism in Eukaryota, Viridiplantae, Streptophyta, Magnoliopsida, Malvales, Malvaceae. The record is from RefSeq and is a predicted model, not a curated record.